AUGAAACCUUCGAGUACUAAGGCUUUGUCGUAUGAAGGAUUGCAUUCUGAAGAGGAGCUGGUCGUGCUCAAAGCGAUAGUGGCACGAGAAGCCGGACUCGACAAGCUGUUGCGGUGUUGUUGCUCAUUUAAAGACGAUUCAAGUGUUGAAUUACUGGAAGCUCUUUUGCAGGUUCGAGACUUGUCGCUGGCUACAGUGGCAGCCAUUGCUGGGUGGCGACGUCAUUUGACUCAACUUCGUCCAUUUCAAUGGCGUAAUACCAACUACAUUUUGAAAAUGACCAGUGAUUUGGACUUUGUUAGCAAAAGUCACGUAGCAACUGCGGCGAUGGAUGGAGUUCGAUUACCUCGAAGGAAUCCCUUUUCAACGAUUGGUGGCUUAGAUCACAGCAUGUCCAUGAUUUGGACUCAUGAAAUGCCGGAAGAAGAGGAUUUGUGGAUAUUGCUGGAUUCCACUUCGAUUACACCCGGCCAUGUGACGCUGGACGUGCCUUUUAACAUCCACCUGGCCGAAAGCUUCUUGCUUUGUGAAGAGCAUCGCUAUGGCAAACUUUCCCGAACUCAAGCAGCUGCUGAUCAACGACUUCAAGAACUUGUGCGAAAGGAAGCAGAUUACUCGUCAAAGACGCGUUUUGGAGCAGUAGAGGGACACAAUCAACAAAAAGCAGUCCUCGAUGGAAAGCGCCUGUUUCAUUAA
Plasmopara halstedii is the source of this 696-nucleotide messenger RNA. RefSeq lists its product as uncharacterized. The transcript has a single exon. NCBI's taxonomy places the organism in Eukaryota, Oomycota, Peronosporomycetes, Peronosporales, Peronosporaceae. The record is from RefSeq and is a predicted model, not a curated record. Bases 1 to 696 code for a protein of 231 amino acids.